This is a messenger RNA of Spodoptera littoralis (African cotton leafworm), 1308 nucleotides long. The record is from the annotation of a GenBank genome assembly. NCBI's taxonomy places the organism in Eukaryota, Metazoa, Arthropoda, Insecta, Lepidoptera, Noctuidae.
AUGUUUGUACAUUUAUUCGCGUGCAUGUAUUUCAUUGUAUUUGACUCGAUAACUCAACAAGUUGUGGCGUUCAUAUCAGUGUUAGAUCACGGCAUCUAUCCCCUGGAGCAGGGAUCUAUCGGAAUACAAUUCUAUAUUGACGUUGAGAACAACAAUCAUUUCGUACCAUGCAGAGUCAACUCAUGGCCAAAAAUGUGCUGCCUAGCUGACGAAGACUACAAAGAUUGUAGUUUUGAUGCAAUUCCAGGAGACAACCAGGAACUUAUCAAACCAAACACUAGAGAAACAUUGUUGUACGUGUACCCCACGCUGUACCAAUAUGAUCAAGUCGGAUACUGCGACUUUGUCAUCGACUUUAAAUGCGACAAUAGCAGGCGAGCCAGACAAGUAUCUGUUAAAAUACCGUUUGAUACGCAGUUCUCUAAUAAAAAGAAUUCGCAAUAUCUUAAAGCGUAUAUUGAUAUAAAAGGUAAUGAGUGUGAUUCGCUCGAUGAAGACCCCUUGCAUGACUGUGAAGCUAUCAACUGUGACCUGAAGUACGCUGGCCGCAGGCCGUACUUUGACAAGCGCAACAAGUGCGUGAGUGCGCCCGUCUGCGACACAAACGUGAUGAAGGCACUACCUGACGUAGUAUACGUGCCCAAAACUAAUAUCUGUAGAGACCUGGACCACCCCAUUACAAUUGGGGACAUAUACGCUAUCAGCACGGGCCUCGGUGUUGUGACUGAAUCAACUAAAUCACAUUUCAACAAUAUGAAGAUACGGAUGAAAUCAAACUGCUCAACUAUAUCACAGAAUGUGGUCAUGCUAAAAGACAUGAUGUAUGGCAAGCUGUGUCCGAUGUUCAACGGCGACACGUCUGGUUACGAGGAAUGCUGUACAAAUGCCUUACUAUCAAUAGUCUCUUAUGUGGUUGCUAUCUGUGGCUUGCUGCUGUCACUCGUCUGCUGUAUUCACACAACAAUGUGGUGUUACUCAAAAUGGACAAAAGGAGACAUGGGCAAUAGUUUCAUGUGUUGGAAACCAGUAAAUACUAACAUGUCAAUACACCGAGCCUCCGCAACACGGAGAGAGAUAACCAACAAUCUAUUGAGAGAAGUAAUAGUAAAGGACUUGCCGAUAGAGAUGCGGGAUAGUGUUGUGGACAUCUGCCAGAGAAUUAAUAAGGAGAUAAAACAAAAGAAGAGGUACAGAGUAGCUGAUCUAGGCAGCCAAUUAAUCUUAGAGAAGAAGAGUCCAACACCACAUCUGAUACUACCUCUCAAUCAUCUUCGUCUAAUGGUGAUAAAACUGGUCGAGUCAAACUGA